This is a messenger RNA of Astyanax mexicanus (Mexican tetra), 3124 nucleotides long. RefSeq names its product major facilitator superfamily domain containing 12b (gene mfsd12b). Bases 1168 to 2547 code for a protein of 459 amino acids. Gene Ontology annotation, molecular function: symporter activity. The transcript is spliced from 11 exons. Lineage: Eukaryota; Metazoa; Chordata; Actinopteri; Characiformes; Acestrorhamphidae. Gene Ontology annotation, biological process: carbohydrate transport. The record is from RefSeq and is a predicted model, not a curated record. Gene Ontology annotation, cellular component: membrane.
AGUAAAGACUAAGCUUGGUUGUUUAGUAUGGCGCAGUGGAUAACACCGCCGCCUGCUUAUGAGCUACCACAUCAUCAUGUGGAAAACUGGGUUUCAAUUUCCGGUCUGGGUGACUAUACUAUGAUACACCAAUACAAGUCCUUGGGAAAAGUUCCUAACACUACAUUGGCUCAUCUCUGUAAUAGAAAUAAGCGAAAGGCAAAAGCCAAAAGUGUAAAUGUAAAAUGUAAAUGCACUUCUUGAAUGUUCUCAUCUUAGUUUUCCUUUCAGCGUUAAAUUUCCAUUCAAAAAAUCUUUAGGAGUCUAGUAGGUCUUUAUCACUAGCAGUAGGGUUACUGUGUAGCUUAUUUCUGGUGGUAUUUGAGCUGAAAGUAUUGAGGAUCUGCAGUCUGUGAUCUUUACAGGCCUUGGAUGUUAUGAGAAAAAAACCUAGUUGUUGUGGAUAAAAGCAUCUGUUAAAUGCUUGUUAAAAUUAAAACCAAGCAAAAAAAAAAAAAACAGCUAAAAACAUGCUGAAGAUUCUAACACACCUUCGUGGAGACUACUACAGCUCUGCUGCAAGACCCCAACAUACAUGUAUACAGGUGUUUUAUCAUUUAGGUGGAAUUGUCCCUUUUUAAUGUGCAUCCAUUACUGACACCUGUGUUCAGUUGUGCCCAUGCAGCAGCUUGUGUGAUAUAUAAUCUUCAUAGCAAAACUCUGGACACUUGGAACAGGAUUCCCUAUAUUAAAGCUCUGUGCAAAAUGCUAAACCUCAGCUAGAGCCAGAGGUGCUGUAAGGUUCUCUGUGGUGAUGCAGAAUCUUUAUUCAGUAUUAUCUUUGGGAUGAGUUUUAGUGGCAGAACUAAUGCUCCAUUAAUAACACCUGACCUCACUGUUGCUCUUACUGUCUUAUGGCUGAAUGCCAUCACUUAAGUUACUUCUCACAGCAAUGUUCCAACAUCUAUUCUAAACCCCUCCCGCAGCACGUGGUGGGGUGUACUGUUUUUGUUUUUUUUUGUAUUGUGUACUGUGAUGCUGUGGCGUUUCCUCCGCAGCUGAUUGGUCAGUAGGGUAAUUAAAUCAGGUGACGUCUCCGGGCGCUUUUCUGAAAAGUAGGGAUGAGGUCCGGAGGUUCAUUCAGUCAGCGGUCAGGGCUGCUGCCUGUAGCCGGAGAGAAGCCUUGCCAUGCCGGACUCCACGCUGCCCGUGCCCCGCCGCCUCGCCUACGCGGUGGGACACUUUCUGAACGACCUGUGCGCGUGCAUGUGGUUCACCUACCUGCUGGUGUACUAUCACUCCGUGCUCAGCUUCCGGGACACGAGCGCGGGGCUGCUGCUGCUGGUGGGGCAGAUGGCGGACGGGAUCUCCACCCCGCUGGUGGGAUACGAGUCCGACCGGACCCGGGGCUGCGGGACCUACGGCAAGAGGAAGACCUGGCACCUGAUCGGGACUGUCAGUGUCAUGCUGUCUUUUCCCUUCAUCUUCAAUCCCUGUGUGGGUUGCGGCGUGGGAACGCCUCAGUGGGUGGGGCUUAUUUACUUCAUGCCCUUCAUCAUCGUCUUCCAGUUCGGCUGGGCUGCGACACAAAUCUCCCACCUGUCGCUCAUCCCUGAGCUGGUCACCUGUGAACACGCCAAGGUUGAGCUCACGGCCUACAGGUACGCUUUCACCGUGAUGGCCAACAUCACCGUAUAUGGCGUGGCCUGGCUGUUGUUCCACUUCCAGCACCUUGCCGACCCCUCUGUAGCUGAUCACUUGAGUCAGGUGGACAUCCCCAUAUUCAGGGAUCUGGCGCUGAUCGUGUUGGGUGUUGGUGCUAUCUUCACACUCAUCUUCCACAUGGGAACUCAGGAGAGAGUGCCGCUGCGGGACGAGACGGGGGAACGCCACCCCCUGCUGCCUGACUUCAGCUCCGGCUCCGGCUCCAGGACUCUGCUGCAGUGGAAGCACUGGUUUACUGAACCCUCCUUUUACCAGGUGGCUCUUCUUUACAUGUGCACCCGACUGAUCGUCAACCUCUCUCAGACCUACAUCUCAAUGUUUCUGAUCAAUUCUUUACUACUACCAAAGAAAUACAUUGCCACCAUUCCGCUGGUGAUCUACGUCAGUGGAUUCGUGUCCUCUCUGGGCAUGAAGCCUGUCAGCAAACGAAUCGGUACCACAAUGACGUAUUUUCUAGGCUUGAUGCCCAUCCUGGGCUUUGCUGUCUGGGUGCUGCUGGAUCUGCAGAUGGGCUCCCGGGUGUUUGGAGCCGCCGUACUGCUUGGAUCCGGCUCUGCCGUUAUCCUGGUCAUGUCCCUGUCCAUGACUGCUAAUCUGAUUGGAGAUCAGACGCAAAGUGGGGCAUUUGUGUAUGGAGCGAUGAGCUUUACAGACAAGGUGUCCAACGGACUUGCGGUCAUGCUGAUCCAGGGCCUGUAUCCCUGCCGGACGCUGGUUUGUUGUACUGGGUGCAUGCAGUUCUACCACAUUGUCAUGGUAACGGUAACCGGAGGCGUGGCUAUCAUUGCUGGUCUCUGUCUCAGCACCAUGAUUUUCUGGCCAAUCAGGAUUCGCAGACACUGAGAGGAAAGUGUUCACCAGCAGGAGGUCUUCUUUCUGAACAGGGCAGGUCUGAGUCUGACUGACCGCAGGCUUGGUGGAGAGAUAGCAGGAGAACAUGGAGAACAGAAGCUUCAGUGUGUUUGGGAACAACACGUCGUGCUCUGUGGCGAGUGACCGCAGGACGCAGGGCAUUCUCUCUCUCUCUGCUCAGGACUUCUAAUAACACACAACUAUGAGGAGGCGGGACGACAUGCGGUCAUGAGAGUCCUGCCUCAGCACAGUUUAUUUACAUCCCGCUUAUUCUCCUUACCAGUGUGUGAUGUUUGGAUUUUAAUAGGAGCCAAAUCAGUUUUUUUGUAUAUGAAGAUGAUCUAUAGACAAAUAUGGAAUAUUUAUGUUUUAUGUGUUUUUAAAUCUGAUUGUAAAAAUGCCCUCUGGUGGUCGAAGAAACCCAGAAGAGAUUCUUAAUUGGAGACCCUCCUCUAGGGGUAAUGGAGGACGUGUAUUUAUUUAUCAUGUGUUCUGAUGCCAACCUUCUAGAGAAGAUUUUUUUUGUACUGUACAAUAAUUCAUGACAAUAAUAAAGGUUUAUUUUAAA